This is a messenger RNA of Panthera uncia (snow leopard), 2822 nucleotides long. It is a transcript of the gene SEC23B, whose product is annotated as SEC23 homolog B, COPII coat complex component. The record is from RefSeq and is a predicted model, not a curated record. Gene Ontology annotation, biological process: COPII-coated vesicle budding; COPII-coated vesicle cargo loading; endoplasmic reticulum to Golgi vesicle-mediated transport. The coding region runs from base 147 to 2450 and encodes 767 amino acids. Gene Ontology annotation, cellular component: endoplasmic reticulum exit site; COPII vesicle coat. NCBI's taxonomy places the organism in Eukaryota, Metazoa, Chordata, Mammalia, Carnivora, Felidae. The transcript has 20 exons. Gene Ontology annotation, molecular function: GTPase activator activity; zinc ion binding.
ACGGCGCUGUGGCGUGACGCACAGGGUCGCUGACCAGUCGUCUGAGAGCUGAGCUGGACUUGGCGGUGGGAGCCGGAGCGGGGCUCUAGCAGCUGUGGGUGCGGACGCGGCCAGGUGAACUGCUCCUGCCAGUUUCUUUUCAGACUAUGGCAACAUAUUUGGAGUUCAUUCAGCAGAAUGAAGAAAGAGAUGGUGUGCGCUUUAGUUGGAAUGUGUGGCCUUCCAGCCGCCUCGAGGCUACAAGAAUGGUUGUUCCCCUGGCUUGUCUCCUCACUCCUUUGAAAGAACGUCCAGACCUGCCUCCCGUACAAUAUGAACCUGUGCUCUGCAGCCGGCCGACUUGCAAAGCCAUUCUCAAUCCACUUUGUCAGGUUGAUUAUCGAGCAAAACUUUGGGCCUGUAAUUUCUGUUUCCAAAGAAAUCAGUUUCCUCCUGCUUAUACAGGCAUAUCUGAGGUGAAUCAGCCUGCUGAAUUGAUGCCCCAGUUUUCUACAAUUGAGUAUGUGAUACAGAGAGGUGCUCCAUCCCCUCUGAUCUUCCUCUAUGUGGUUGACACGUGCCUGGAAGAAGAUGACCUUCAAGCACUCAAAGAAUCCCUGCAGAUGUCCCUGAGUCUCCUUCCUCCAGAUGCUCUGGUGGGUUUGAUCACGUUUGGGAGGAUGGUGCAGGUUCACGAGCUCAGCUGUGAAGGAAUCUCCAAAAGUUAUGUCUUCCGAGGGACCAAGGAUUUAACCGCAAAGCAAAUACAGGAUAUGCUGGGCCUCACCAAGCCUGCCAUGCCUAUGCAGCAAGCAAGACCUGGUCAACCACAGGAGCACCCUUUCGUUUCAAGCAGAUUUCUGCAGCCCAUUCACAAGAUUGACAUGAACCUCACUGAUCUCCUUGGGGAGCUGCAGAGGGACCCAUGGCCUGUGACUCAGGGGAAGAGACCUUUGCGAUCCACUGGUGUUGCUUUGUCCAUUGCCGUUGGCCUGUUGGAGGGCACUUUUCCAAACACGGGAGCCAGGAUUAUGUUGUUUACUGGAGGUCCCCCCACCCAAGGGCCCGGCAUGGUAGUUGGAGAUGAACUAAAGGUUCCUAUUCGUUCCUGGCAUGAUAUUGAGAAAGAUAAUGCACGUUUCAUGAAAAAGGCGACCAAGCACUACGAGAUGCUUGCCAACCGAACUGCUACAAAUGGUCACUGCAUUGAUAUUUACGCUUGUGCCCUUGAUCAGACAGGACUUCUGGAGAUGAAGUGUUGUGCAAAUCUUACUGGAGGCCACAUGGUGAUGGGAGACUCUUUCAACACCUCUCUCUUCAAGCAGACUUUCCAGAGAAUUUUUACUAAAGAUUUCAACGGAGAUUUUCGCAUGGCGUUUGGUGCUACUUUGGAAGUGAAGACCUCUCGGGAGCUGAAAGUUGCAGGAGCCAUUGGUCCUUGUGUGUCUCUGAAUGUGAAAGGACCAUGUGUGUCAGAAAAUGAGCUUGGUGUUGGUGGCACGAGUCAGUGGAAAAUCUGUGGCAUGGAUCCCACAUCUACACUUGGCAUCUACUUUGAAGUAGUCAAUCAACACAACGCCCCGAUCCCCCAAGGAGGCAGAGGCGCCAUCCAGUUUGUCACUCAGUAUCAACACUCCAGCACCCAGAGGCGCAUCCGCGUGACCACCAUUGCCCGAAAUUGGGCAGAUGCACAAAGCCAGCUCAGGCACAUAGAAGCAGCAUUUGACCAGGAGGCUGCAGCAGUCUUGAUGGCUCGGCUGGGGGUGUUCCGUGCAGAGUCAGAGGAAGGGCCUGAUGUGCUCCGGUGGCUAGACCGACAGCUCAUUCGACUGUGUCAGAAAUUUGGACAGUAUAACAAAGAAGACCCCACUUCUUUUAGGUUAUCAGAUUCCUUCUCUCUGUAUCCUCAGUUCAUGUUCCAUCUUAGAAGAUCUCCAUUUCUCCAAGUGUUUAACAACAGUCCUGACGAGUCAUCGUAUUACAGACACCAUUUUGCCCGACAGGACCUAACUCAGUCCCUCAUCAUGAUCCAGCCCAUUCUGUACUCCUACUCGUUCCACGGGCCACCAGAGCCAGUACUCUUGGACAGCAGCAGCAUUCUAGCUGACAGAAUUUUGCUGAUGGAUACUUUCUUCCAAAUCGUCAUUUACCUUGGUGAGACCAUAGCCCAGUGGCGUAAAGCUGGGUACCAGGACAUGCCUGAGUAUGAAAACUUCAAGCACCUUCUGCAGGCACCACUGGAUGAUGCUCAAGAGAUUCUGCAGGCGCGCUUUCCAAUGCCACGUUACAUUAACACGGAGCACGGAGGCAGCCAGGCCCGAUUCCUUUUGUCCAAAGUGAACCCAUCUCAGACACACAAUAACCUGUACGCUUGGGGACAGGAAACAGGAGCACCCAUCCUAACUGACGAUGUUAGCCUGCAGGUGUUCAUGGAUCAUUUGAAGAAGCUGGCUGUGUCCACUGCUUGUUAAGCUGGAGAUGUGAGCGGAACAUUGUCACAUUGUGUUCACAAUUGCUUAUUAUGGCUCAAAAACAUUCCUUUCACUUUCCUUGUGAGUUUUAAUAAAUAAUCAAAGGAAGCAUUGUAUGUAACUCUUUAGAUUAUAAUUUAUUUGUAUUCCUUAUUUGUGCCCCUUUUCUUGCAACAUGAAAUUGUAACGUCAUAAAUGUUUUGGUACUUGUAGAUGUUUAUAUGCUUUUUGUAUCCUAACUUCACACUUAUGUAAAAUCAGAGAUACUGUAUUUUGGCAACUUAGAUGAAAAUCAUAAUGAUCAGAAAGGAAAUAAAUAUAGAUAAAGAAAGCACUGGCUAAAAUAAUGCUAAUACAGAUUUGAUUUCCUGA